CGCGAUCGGGGCUCGGUCGCCGCAGUAACGGGCGCGGCGCUGGUGUUGCGCCAUGAACGCGCGGGCUGCGAGGGCCGCGUGGGCCUGGGGUUGGGGUGCCGGCUGCCGCCGCGGCGCCUCAAGCUUCCCGGUGUUCCCGCCGGGCGCCGAGAGGGUGGCAGAGCUGCUGCGAGGAGCUACAGUGGCGGAGGAGGAGCCCGUGCCAGCGACGACGCGGCGAAUGCCGGACCAGUGUUCGGUGCUACUCUUCCCUGGCCAGGGUAGCCAAGUGGUGGGCAUGGGUCGCGGUCUGCUCGCCUACCCACGCGUCCGAGAGCUCUACGCCGCCGCCCACCGCGUCCUGGGCUACGAUCUGCUGGAGCUGAGCCUGCACGGGCCGCAGGAGGCCCUGGACCGCACCGCGUACUGCCAGCCCGCUAUCUUCGUGGCUUCGCUGGCCGCGGUCGAGAAACUCCAUCACCUGCAGCCAGCGGUCAUUGAGAACUGUGUUGCUGCUGCUGGAUUCAGUGUGGGAGAAUUUGCAGCCCUAGUAUUUGCUGGAGCCAUGGACUUUUCGGAAGGUCUGUAUGCAGUGAAAAUCCGAGCUGAGGCCAUGCAGGAAGCUUCAGAAGCUGUCCCCAGUGGAAUGUUGUCAGUCCUCGGCAAGCCCCAGUCCAAGUUCAACUCUGCCUGUCUGGAAGCCCGAGAACAUUGCAAGUCUUUGGGCAUAGAGAACCCAGUGUGUGAGGUGUCCAACUACCUCUUUCCUGAUUGCAGAGUGAUUUCAGGACACCUAGAGGCUCUGCAGUUUCUCCAGAAGAAUUCCUCUAAGUUUCACUUCAGACGCACCAAGAUGUUGCCAGUUAGUGGGGGGUUCCACACCCGCCUCAUGGAGCCAGCCUUGGAGCCCUUGGAGCAAGUUUUAAAGACAAUCACCAUUAAGGAACCUCUGAUUUCUGUCCACUCAAACAUCAAUGGGAAUCGAUACAUGCACCCCAAGCACAUCCAGAAGCUGCUGGCCCAGCAGGUAGUCUCCCCGGUAAAGUGGGAGCAGACGAUGCAUGCCAUAUACGAACGGAAGAAAGGCACUGCGUUCCCCCAGACUUUCGAAGUAGGCCCAGGGCAGCAGCUGGGAACCAUCCUGAAGAGCUGUAACCUGCAGGCCUGGAAGUCAUAUAGCCACGUGGACGUGCUUCAGGCCACCAAGGACCCAGACCUGGACCCCGAGGAGUCUCCUCCAUGACCGCCAGGGGCUCAAAGAGGAUGAUUGACCCUCGCCUGCCCUCCCUAGUGGAAACUGUGGGUUACUCCUGCUUUGCCCAUUUUUUUCACCCCCUCAUUCAACAGGCGGGAGGCUGAUUCCCACAUUCCUUUACAUGCCCUAGAAAUGCAUAGUGAGCACCUGCUGGUGCCAGAGCAAGCAGCCUCUGCCCUGUAGAAGGGUGCCUGGGAAGGGAAGCCCUGGCUUCCCAUGGAGAACUGCCCACAAGAAACCCACUGGGUGGGACCAGGAUGAGGCCCUCAGAGCUCAUCCUCUGCUCUACCCUAGGAGCAAGGCACAGAUGUCUCUGAGAAAAUUUUAAGCUCUUUGAAUUAAUAUUAAAUAUGAGAAAUUCUAAGCUG
This is a messenger RNA of Otolemur garnettii (small-eared galago), 1602 nucleotides long. RefSeq names its product malonyl-CoA-acyl carrier protein transacylase (gene MCAT). Gene Ontology annotation, molecular function: transferase activity. The transcript is spliced from 4 exons. The coding region runs from base 53 to 1222 and encodes 389 amino acids. The record is from RefSeq and is a predicted model, not a curated record. Lineage: Eukaryota; Metazoa; Chordata; Mammalia; Primates; Galagidae.